AUGAAGCUCGACACGAGUGGUCUAAAUUCCAUUGUACCCUUCUCUGGGACAGACGAUGGUCUUGAAGAGAACAUCCAUUUAGCCGUGUCAUCCUUUCAGCUUCCCAGAACGACUGAUGUGAGUCUAGAUAUCGUUUCUAUGCUGUUUAUCAACUCCACUUGUUUUUUCCGCUGCUAUGCUUGUCUUUCCUCUUGAAAGUCUCGUGCAGUCGUAACCUGGGAAUGACUGAAAUAUGGCGAUAUUCCGCUUUUUUGGUCAGUUUGAUGGCUUUCAGAAGAAAGCUGUGGAGAUGGUGAAGCCAGCCAAGGGAACGACAACUCUUGCCUUUAUUUUCAAGGAGGGUGUUAUAGUUUCUGCUGAUUCUCGGGCAAGCAUGGGAGGAUAUAUCUGUAAGCAUAUAAUUGACUAUUUUUAAUCGCUUUUCUUCAUUGUCCGUUUUCUAAUCCAUCAGUGGAGCUUAAGUUGUGCGACUUGUAAUUUAUAACCUUUAUCGGCCCCAAAUGAGUUUUCAUAAGUUUGCCAUUUCUUUGUGUACUCAUUGGUAGAGUGGAUUUGUGUGAAGCAAGAGCCAUCUCUAUAGUUUACAGCGACCUCUUGUACUCGUUAUUGGGUUUCUGGAGUGCCCAUCAUAGUUUCUUCUUGUAAUUUUAGUAAAAUGCUGUUGUGAAAUCGCUUCUUAUGAAGAAAGAGGGUCAAUUAUCAUUUACCUAGGAAAUCGCACUUUUUUCACUUAAAGGAAACUAAAAAGGUAAUUAGGACUCCUAUUGUGACCACUUCGUUUUAGAAGAAGGGUUGAUGUAAACCAGACUCUGUCUAUGCUGGCUCUCUGGAACAGAUUCGGAUAUAUUUCUCUGGAAUGCUUGGGAUAUGGGUGGCAAGUAUGCUUUUAGUAUGACAAAAGAGGAAUAUCCACAUGGUUGAGAAGGCCACCAAAAACCAUCUAAACAAUUAAGUGCGUUCUAGUCCAAGAUGUUAUAGAACGCAUUAGGUUCCUCACCCCACUCACGAAUGAGUAAAGUUCUUGUUACAAAACUUCUCUCCAGAUAAUAUACAAGCACCAAUUCUCUUCUGGGUAGUUCAAAUGGCUAAAAGUUGUGGUCUGUUGCUCGUUCCAAAUGACACAAAGAGUAGCAUGUAGGACAUGCUACCAGACUGCUCUAUUUAUUGCCUUUGACUGACCAUUGUUGGCGCUUGCCGCUCUAUAAAUCUUCCAUUAUCCUAGGGAUCUGUCAUCAAGUGUCUCGUAGGUAUCAAAGAAUAUCCAAGGAAUUAGUUACCCAAUAUUUACUCUCCUCUACACAAAAAUUAAUAAAUUUUCAUGGUGCAAAAAUUUAGUGAUUCGGAUACAUGUUGGCAGCCUCCUGUGAGAAUUCUCUCACACUGAAAUCUUCAGUUUCAAAGGAGAGGAUGAGCUCAUGCAGGAGGAGCAUAUUCUUUCUGAAUUCUCGGUGUGAGAUGAAAUAGCCUGGAGAUUGAAUGGUGAUAUAGGCCUUCUGCUCCUGCUUUCAUGGGUUGAAACCACGAAGGUUUUGAUCAGUCUUCGUCAAUGAGCCUGACCGCCUAUUCCAAUCCUCCUCCAAUCUUGUCUUCCUUCACAUUACCUCAUGAUUUCUGAGAGAAUUUGAGUGGGAAACCAUCUUGUCGCUUUCCUCAUCUCAGCUUCAAAGAAACGGUCCAUUGCCUCCUCUUGGGGUCUCAUUCACUAGGUCUUCUGUCGUAGAGAAUCCCUGACAGUCCUCUGAUAAGAGGUUCGGGUAGAACAUCAUUGAGUACUCUUUAAUAUCCUCUUCUUUCAAAAGGACCUGCUCCCCUUUCAGAGGACGUUUCUUGGAGUUUCUUCUCUGCCAUGGUAGUAUCAUGUGCAAGAAAAACAUACUUAUCUCCACUAUUUCAAGCACUUAUCUCUUGAAACUUUGAAGCUAAUAACUCCUUUCUUUCAAGAAUUUCAUUCCACUCUGCCAAUAAGAGCCUCUCAUCUUCGUCUUUAAUUGAUCCAGUUUCUUCUAAAACAUCGUCCCUGAAUUUAUUUAUAAUCUAUCUUUUGUUUCCUUCCCUUGUAUUGCCUUCGUUGGCCUUCAUUGGGGCAGUUCCUGGCCUAUCUAUUGGCAUUAACUUGGUCUCUUUGUCAUUAGAAACAGCAAGGUUAUCGAAUGAACGGUUCCUGGUCUAUCAAAUUUUUAUGUAAAGCAUAAGAGAGUUAUCUUCGUAUGCUAUCAUCAUCGUCAUUUGCUCUCUUUUGUAAUGUAUGUAGAUGACUAAAGGCUACACAGCCCAACUUUGUAGAACUUGUGCCCUUUUUCGAUUGCGUGGUAAUCUACAGUAAAACUUUUAAAAAAUAAUAGAUGUUUUUAAACAAGUAACUGCUUCGGAUGAUCAUUUGCAAGAAACCCUACUAUUGACCUGACAAAAUUUUCGGAAAUUAGUAAUCUUAUGCGUACUUUCUUCUUUUAGUGUUUGUCUUUAGCUUAUGUCCAUAUAGCCUUCCUUAGCUAAGAAACCACUCCUACCAUAUGUCAUUUUCCGGUAACAUAAAAUUAAUUUUGUGAUCAAUUCUUGGAAUGUAAGCCCAGGAUGUUAUAUUCAUCUAACAAGCUAAUUGGGCCCAACUCGCACUGGUCCAACAACAUCCUACCCAAUGUAGCCCAGCCCAAUUAUAUCCUCUCUCUGGGCUAUCAGUUAUUGGCUCUUCCAGUUAAGUUGACUGUUUAUGAGUAUUUACAUAUAAAAUAUUGAAUUAUUCCUCGGACCGUCACGAUGUGGGGAGGACCACGUGGUGACAGCUUAGAGUCUUAGUUCUCCGCUGCUGCCUUGUUCAAGCAGUCCAUGGACAAUACUACUACACCCUCCAUAGGGCCUCCUCACAUCCCAACACAGAAAAAAAAACCUAUGACUCUCUGAGUCGGAUCGUCCAACCUUAUUGACUUUGAUAUUGAUGCUUUUGAGUAACACAAGAGUCUUGAAGAGCUCCACCCCAAUGCAGUACUGCACUUGCUGUGCAAGCCAGAUAAUGGUACCAUUGUAUAGAAUUACUUCCGAGUGGAAGGUGUUAGAGUAUCACUGGUCAUGGCUCAAGAGGUUGGCUUGUGAUCAGGGUGACAAGGAAGAGGAAGCCAAUAAGUCCAUGCUUUGUGUUGAAAACAUAAACAAAGGGAGAAUGUCCUCUGCCACAGAGGAAAGAGGGGAGGAACGGCGGACAACAGCCUCAAGAUUCAUCCACCUCUCUCGCCCAUUAUAUAGGGAGAAGCCCUACACAACUUUCUCAAAAUACCUUCAGUCUUUAACAGUAUUUCUAUAUGACUUAGAACUUCCAACAGUUUUCAUUCCAUGACAUUUGCUUCUGAAUUGGAUCAUCCAACCUCAACAUGUUCUACCUAGUGGAUGUGGGUCAGCAGAUCUCACUGGUUAAAUGUUGGAUGUGUAAGGAGGAAACGAGUUUUUGUUUCCUCAUGUUUUGUGCAAUAUAUUAUAAUUGUGGCAUUUGGGAAUGAGAUAAUUUAUUAUUGUCAGACAUCGAUCCACGUAUAAGAGCCGAUUCCAUGAUUGGCAGUUGGUUUGGGUUAGAUUGGUUCUUAUUCAUCUGUUAUUAGAACCUUAGAUUUUGAUCUUUUCGUUAUGUGCACUGCGCUUCAAAUGUUUGUAUGACAUAACUACUCACGAGGGGAGCAUGUCAAUGGAUUAUCUCACAUUGAAAAUAAUGGUUAAAUACGUUUGUAGAAAGUUUCUCAUUCACAAUUGUUUUUGAGUUGUGAGGCCUGAUUAUUUCAUACUUUUAAAAUGGAGGUUUUAAAGUAUGAAUGAUACAGCAUAGUUCUUGUGCGUUUAUUUUGGGAGUCUUACAUGUGCUACUUUUGUCUUUGCUUAGUAUAAAGAGAAUGCAUGUUUGAUGCUUACCAAAUGGUACCUGGCAUGUAUGGCACGCAGUCUUAUGUGCAAGCAGCAGCAAAAUAAGCGUUCAACCUUCAUAAGAAUGUUGUGAAUAAAUAGGCAUGCAUACAAUGCAUGUCAUGUUCGAAACCAGAAUAAAUUAUAUGCCACAACGUCAAUUAUAUAAACAUGCCGCAUCAGCCUAUAUUGCUUGCUAGUGAUAUUUUUAUGUGCUUAUACAAUCAUUUGAGAAACAACGGGAGAUAUCCCAAUAUUAUAAAUGGCGUACUUUAGCUUUAUUCCCGAAGUAGUGUUAGAAAACAUACUAAGAACAUUUUGAUGUCAAAGUCGUGGCUCUUAAAGUCUGAGUAGCUGCCUGGAUCAGCCUAAGUUGGUCAAAUCUGACCUUGGGUAGCGUGGCCCGGAAUUGGCUGAUUCUAUUGGCCAGGGGCAACUCUGAAUAUAUUUGUAGCUCUGUUUGAAUGGAGUUUAAUUUUUGUAACAAACAUUUGAUGACGUGUAAUUAUUUUUUUAGUGACUGUAUCUUGAGACUGCUGCUUAUGACAGUUCUUUUUCCCAUCUUUAGCUUCUCAAUCUGUGAAGAAAAUCAUAGAGAUCAAUCCAUACAUGCUUGGGACAAUGGCUGGAGGGGCCGCAGAUUGCCAAUUUUGGCACAGAAAUCUGGGCAUCAAGGUACACUUCUUGUUAAUUAUCCUCUAUGAGCUCACCUUUUUGCUAGUGUUCAUUUAGUGAAUGACAAUUAUUCACGUAAAGCUGAUUCUGACCUCGAAUAAUGCAACACGUUUCUAAGUUUCGUUAUUUUUUGUUCCUCUAUUCCUUUCAGUGUCGUCUGCAUGAACUGGCAAACAAGCGCAGAAUUUCGGUGACAGGUGCCUCAAAGCUGCUGGCCAAUAUUCUGUAUUCCUACAGGGGAAUGGGGCUUUCCAUAGGAACUAUGAUUGCUGGAUGGGAUGAAACGGUAUAAUCGUUCAAGGGUCUUUAACUCAUUUCACCUUCUUGCCUCUGUUUCUGACCAUUUGAUCAUUUACACCACAACGUACAGGGCCCUGGUCUAUACUACGUGGAUGCCGAAGGAGGGAGGCUUAAAGGUAAAAGGUUUUCUGUUGGAUCAGGAUCACCGUACGCAUAUGGGGUGUUGGACAGUGGGUAUGUCGCUAACUAUCCUUUCCAUUGAUAUGAUUAUAUGUAUCAAUAUAUGCAUUCCAUAAAACAUUUAUCUGCUUGAGCUAGGUACCGCUACGACAUGACGAUUGAAGAAGCUGCGGAAUUGGCUCGACGGGCCAUCUAUCAUGCCACAUUCCGAGAUGGAGCUAGUGGUGGAGUUGCUAGCGGUAAUGUUUCUUCAUUCUCCAUCCACUCUUCCUUGCCGAAUAACGCAGACACCUAAACCACGUGAUGAUUUUAUCUGCCGAUGAUUUAUUUCCUUUGUGAUGAUUUCUAAAUCUGUGUUGCAAAAUCCUGAAGAAGUUCCCCUGCAAACUGAGGGAAACCCCUGAUAAGUCCCGCAUUACAAAAAAAGAGAAGAUAAUUCCUGUGGCUAUAAUAUAAUUAUGCCGUAUAGUUUUUAAUUUGAAAUUUAAUUAAUUUACAUCAUAUCUGCUCCCUAAAAUUCUUUGUUCUUCAGUUUAUUACGUUGGGCCUGAUGGAUGGAAGAAGCUCUCUGGGGAUGAUGUCGGGGAGCUGCAUUACAAGUACUAUCCCGUCGUGCCAAGCCCAGUGGAGCAGGAAAUGGUGGAGAUUCCAGUCUCUUGA
This is a messenger RNA of Spirodela intermedia, 5637 nucleotides long. NCBI's taxonomy places the organism in Eukaryota, Viridiplantae, Streptophyta, Magnoliopsida, Alismatales, Araceae. The record is from the annotation of a GenBank genome assembly.